GAGGGAGAGGGUGGAAUUUAAGUCCAGGUCAGGGAAUCCAAAAGAACACAUAUCAAUUACUAGCGAGGAACCACCUACAGUACCAUAUUACGUACCGAAUUGCAUACUGUAAUAAGCUCAAUAGCACUUGCUGUAUGAAGUUAAGGAUGAGGCCAGUCUUACUAAAACAACUUCUUACUUAUUGCAUAAUACAAUACAUUACUCCUGGUUCAUGGCGGUUGAUAUUGAUGUUGCUGUCGUUCCUGUCGCGCCCGUUAACUUGUCUUGUUUACUUUGGGUGUCGGCACCUAUUGCACCUAUCAAACAAAUUGAUCAAUCAGAGCUCGAUGAUAGAGCACCACUUACGAUUUCGCAAUCGCCAAGGUACCACCUUUACUAUAUUUUGGCUGUGGUGGUCCAACAGCCAAAAAAAUAGUAUAAGAAGGUGUCAAGAGAUGACGACCGACUAAUCUUCCCACCUCCAAUCUCUCGUCCGUCUCUUCGUCUCUUCGUCUCAUCGUCUCUUCGUCUCUUCGUCUCUUCGUCUCUUCGUCUCUUUUAAUCGCCCAUACACCUCGGAACGAAGCCAUGGCCGUAAUCGGGACCCCCCCCCAACUAGAGCCUGCCAAAAACACCAGCAAUGACCAUCUCGUGAAGUCGGAUGACUCGCAACACCCCGCCAACCUCAUCCCCGAGCUGUGCGCAAAGUUCUGGCACCUGGGCUGGGUCACAGGAACCGGCGGGGGAGCCAGCAUCCGCCAGGAUGACCUCGUCUACCUCGCUCCCUCCGGCGUCCAAAAAGAGCUCAUGAAGCCCGAAGACAUCUACGUCCUGUCGCUGAAGGCGCAGACCGACCCCAAACAGCGCAUCUACCUGCGCUCCCCGCCCUCCUUCAAGCCGUCGCAAUGUACCCCGCUCUUCCUGGCGGCGUUCAACAAGCGCAACGCCGGGUGCUGCAUCCACACGCACUCGCAGUGGGCGGUGCUGAUCACGCUGCUGCUGGAGCAGAGCGGGGCGGAGACGGAUAUCUUUGAGAUUAAUAAUAUUGAGCAGAUCAAGGGGUUUGGGAGGGGGUGCCAGAAGACGGGGAAUCUGGGGUAUCAUGAUACGUUGAGGAUUCCGGUGAUUGAGAAUACGCCGUUUGAGGAGGAUCUGACGGAUAGCUUGGAGGCGGCGAUGGAUAAAUACACGGAUACUUAUGCGGUGUUGGUUAGGAGACAUGGGAUCUACGUGUGGGGUGAGACUGUUCACAAGGCAAAGACACAGUGUGAAAGGUCGGUCGUCGCCGUCACAUUCAGUGCUCAUAAUCACAAGCUAACUCCCCCGCAGCUUAGACUACCUCUUCCAGCUCGCCGUCGAGAUGAAGAAGCUCAGCCUCCCAUGGCUGAGCAACAUAGCUUAGAACAAAUGCCAAUACAACAUUGAAUUAAGGAAGAACUGAAUUGGUAAUUCCCUAACUACUUGAACGGACCGAUUAAAGGAUUAUUACGCGAUAUGGUACCCUCAUGCAUUUGCAUACGCCGCUAUUCCAAGGACACCCACCAGAGACACAAAUCCAGCCACCAUCUUACAAUGCGAGCAUCAUGGCGAACAGACCGAGACCAGCACCAACGGAGACGCUGACGGCCAUGUUGGCGGCA
Messenger RNA from Pseudogymnoascus destructans, 1619 nucleotides. It is a transcript of the gene MDE1, whose product is annotated as Methylthioribulose-1-phosphate dehydratase. Lineage: Eukaryota; Fungi; Ascomycota; Leotiomycetes; Thelebolales; Thelebolaceae. The record is from RefSeq and is a predicted model, not a curated record. Gene Ontology annotation, cellular component: cytoplasm. Gene Ontology annotation, molecular function: methylthioribulose 1-phosphate dehydratase activity; metal ion binding. The coding region runs from base 568 to 1404 and encodes 278 amino acids. The transcript is spliced from 2 exons.